AUGCCUGGUAAGGUCAAGACCUGGCCUGCAUGGCGGGAGUACCCUUCCUAUCAGGACUCUUGUCAACCCAAAGACCAAGACUAUGUCCAAUCCAAGAAAUCUGUCCUCCAGGAAUAUGGCGCUGAUGCGCUCAAGUCAAGCUGGCUACAGGUGUGCCACGACCUCGAAGAUAUUUCGAUGGACAUUGCAAACAAGCAAAGCAGCUGUAUACCCAUAUUCCACGCCAAGGAUAUCCUCGAUGAAGGGUUCUCCCAAGACCAAGUACAACAGAUCAAGCGCUAUGGUUGUUUUAUUGUUCGUCAAAUCAUCCCACAAGAAAGCGCGGCUCGACAUUAUCAGGAGCUAAAGACCUAUAUCACGGAAAAUCAAGCUCAAAUUCAGGCCUGGCCUACUAGUUCCCCAAGUAUGCUUCUCCUAUAUGAUUCACCAACCCAGAUUGCGGUACGAACACAUCCUAGCCAUCUCAAACUACAGCAGACAUUAAAUAAACUCUGGCAUGACGAUACGGGAAAGACAAUCUCAACACCGUUAUUGUAUAGUGACGGAGUUCGUGAUCGCCCUCCUAAUCAGACAUUCCUUGGCCUUGGCCCUCACAUCGACGCGGGAAGCCUUUGUCGCUGGGCGGAUUCAGAUUAUCGAAAAGUCUACAAGAGGAUAUUCUCAGGCAAACCGAGAGAACAUGACGCCUUUGACCUCAGUGUACGAAAACACGCCAAUCAGUUUCUUUAUCCAGGGCCUGCUCAUUCAACAGUGUUCCGGUCUUUCCAAGGAUGGACCGCUCUAACCAAGGCAGCACCAGGACAGGGGACCAUACUACUCUAUCCCAACGUCUCUACCGUGAUUGCAUAUAUCCUACUCCGGCCAUUUUUUCAACCUCCAACCGAUGCGGAAGAUAUCCUAGACGCCAGCAAGUGGAGAUUCGAUGCAGAAGGCAGUUAUUUCCCUGGAACUUUCAAGGAACAGAGUCAAUAUAUCAGUAGGACAUCUCAUCCGCACCUACGACUAGAAGAUUGCCUUGUUCAUAUACCAUCUAUCCAACCAGGUGAUUCCGUUUGGUGGCAUGCAGAUCUCUGUCACGCAGUCGAUCCUGACCACGAUGGUGACGAAAAUGCUUCCGUCAUCUACAUUGGCUCCUGUCCAAGUACGCCUGUCAACCAAGCUUACAUUAAAACCCAGCUUCAAGCCACGCUAGCUGGGAAGCCGCCUCCCGACUACGCCGAAGGCCUAGACACGGACGAGACACAAUUCAAGGGAUAUGUGGGACACCAGGGUCUCUCGGAGGAGGCUCGGGGAGCACUGGGCUAUGGCCUCUAA
Molecule: messenger RNA, 1314 nt
Organism: Exophiala bonariae
Lineage: Eukaryota; Fungi; Ascomycota; Eurotiomycetes; Chaetothyriales; Herpotrichiellaceae
Exons: 2
Coding region: 1-1314 (437 amino acids)
Source: RefSeq, a predicted model, not a curated record